Molecule: messenger RNA, 1444 nt
Organism: Stegodyphus dumicola
Lineage: Eukaryota; Metazoa; Arthropoda; Arachnida; Araneae; Eresidae
Product: putative nuclease HARBI1
Source: RefSeq, a predicted model, not a curated record
AAGGAAAACAGGGUGAAUCGCUAUUCUGGCUUCCGCGCAGAAUAGCGAAGUUCUUUUACCACCUAGGUUGAGCCGUUAUUCUCCUUGCUUUCGAUGGCAGACGACACGCAAGUUUGAUCACGUGAUGUUAACAAAAGAAUUCACCAGCCGAUUGUUGCGCGAUUAAGUUUUUAGCCAUUUUGCGAACCAUGUGGUCGUUUUACUUGCGUUCUGUUCAGAAACGUAAGUGGCGAGAAUAGGCAUUUUGUGAACUACUGAAAAUGGCGGCGUCUGUGAUAGCGUACGAGCUCCUUAGAAGGCAGGCUUUUCAAAAAAGAAUAUACCGCAAACGGAGUGAUGCAUUUAAAUUACGUGACGAUGAAUUCGUAAAUUUAUUUCGACUUCCAAAACAUUUAGUUAGGUUUCUUUGUGAACAGCUGCAAGAAGAAUUAAAGCCAGUAAGCGAAACGCGGACGGCGUUGUCGGUAGAAAUAAAAGUACUAUGUGCUCUUAGAUUCUUUGCUACGGGCUCACAUCAAAAAGAUGUUGCGGGAGAUUUAACUCUCGCUUGCAGCCAAGCUUCUGUAAGCAGAGCGAUUAUGACUGUUAGCGCUGCGAUCAAUAAAAUUUUGUUUGACAGGUAUGUUUACUUUCCUCCAUUUGAGCAAUAUGGGCUAUUGAAAAAACAAUUUCAGGAGCUAACUAAAUCUUCUGAAUUUCCAAAUGGAUUCCCAAAUGUACUUGGAGCGAUUGAUUGCACUUACGUGGGAAUCCUUGCUCCUCCCAGUAGCUCUAUGAAUACUGAUCAAGCGUAUCUAAACAGAAAAGGAUAUCAUUCAUUAAACGUCCAACUGGUCUGUGAUGCUAACAUGCAGAUACUCAGUGUAAAUGCCGACUGUCCUGGAAGCACUAAAGACUCUGUCGUUUGGCAUUCUGAUAGUCUACGCGAGUUAUUAAUGGAGCAUACUGAUGUUAAUAAUACUAGUAUUGGCUGGCUUCUCGGUGACAGAGAAUUUCCAUUGGAACCAUGGCUGCUGACGCCUGUUUUAAAUCCAGAAACAAACGCUGAGUAUAAUUACAAUGCCUGUCAUGCAAGAAUCCGUCAAGUUUUGGAGCGCUGCAUUACAUUACUCAAGAGCCGUUUCAAGUGUUUAGGUGAAAAUCGUGUAUUGCAUUACAGUCCCUUUACGGCAGCAUCAAUUAUAAAAGCCUGUGUCGUCCUCCAUAACAUGUGUAUACAAAAUAACAUGGAAACCGGAGGAGAGACUAUAUAUGAUGAAAACGAAGGAGUAAUAUGUUACGAAGACCAGGAAUUUCCUCUCCCAGACAUGUCGUCUGAAGCAGCUUACAAUCUACGAAGGAACUUAACUCAAAAUAAUUUUUAAAAUGCUUUAGUGUUUAAAUUACUGACCUUUUUCAAUUCCAGUUAUAGUGAUAUUUUAUAAAAGACUUUUGAUGUUGUAAA